This is a messenger RNA of Girardinichthys multiradiatus, 888 nucleotides long. RefSeq lists its product as uncharacterized. Gene Ontology annotation, molecular function: adenine phosphoribosyltransferase activity. Bases 162 to 770 code for a protein of 202 amino acids. Lineage: Eukaryota; Metazoa; Chordata; Actinopteri; Cyprinodontiformes; Goodeidae. The record is from RefSeq and is a predicted model, not a curated record. The transcript has 6 exons.
CUCGAAUGAGUGGAAAAAAAGAAGAGGAGGAGAAGAAAAAAAGAAAAGAAAAGAGAAGAAAAUUUCUCAUGAACUGAAGUGCUCAAUGUUGGAAGGAUUUGGGGCAAGAGACUAAUAAUCCUGCUGUCCCUGUUGAGGCCGCAGUGUUGCAGCUACCCCAAAUGGACGUGUUGGCCGUUCCCGCAGACCGGCAGAAAGGAUGGUACCUUUCACUCAUGGCCCCCAACACAAAAGGACCAGAGUUCGCCUGGCUGGACCCGUCCAGACUCUACUGCAACUCGCAGGCUCUGGCAGACUGCGUGCAAGACCUUCUCAGUCAGUUUCACAGCAACCACAUUGACCUGGUUGCCGGGAUGGAUGCCAUGGGAUUUAUACUUGGGGCGUCUGUUGCCACAACUCUUGGAAAAGGUUUCCUGGCUAUUCGUAAAGCGGGUCAUCUGUGUGUGGCAACCCAAAACCAAAACUACACAGACUACUCAGGCAGAGAAAAGAUUAUGGAAGUAAGGCUGGAUGUGCUAAAACCAGGUUUGAGGGUUUUGUUGGUGGACCAGUGGAUAGAGACGGGAGGCACGAUGAGGGCCGCCAUCCAGCUGGUGGAGAAACUGGGAGCCACAGUUGUAGGUGUUGCAGCUGUGGCCAUCGAGAACACCGAAGGAGGGAAGUGGAUCAAGGAAAACUACAAGUUCUCCCACUGCAUCCCAGAAGUGCUGCAGAGUCAAGUUGAUGGGAAAUAUUUUAACUUUUUUAAAAGCUUUUUAGAAGCUCAGUGAAGAAGAGAAGAUACAUUUUAUAUGAAACACUUUAAUUUGCAUAGUAAUACAAUGAAUGAAUAAUGGAUGAAUGACUUGAGUUUUAAUAUUUUUUACUAAUUAAAAGUAUUUGACAUGA